Molecule: messenger RNA, 1330 nt
Organism: Momordica charantia (bitter melon)
Lineage: Eukaryota; Viridiplantae; Streptophyta; Magnoliopsida; Cucurbitales; Cucurbitaceae
Product: glycosyltransferase BC10-like
Cellular component (GO): membrane
Molecular function (GO): glycosyltransferase activity
Source: RefSeq, a predicted model, not a curated record
UUCCGCUUGUUGCAGUGUGGAAAACUUUUGAGUUCUUCUUCUCUUCAUCGAUCUCUGUGUUUCAUCUUUCAAUGACGAUUAAACAGCAGCAGCAGCAGCAAUCGGAUCCGAAGGCGCACCUUAUUUUCUUGAAACUCCAAUUAAUGCACUUCAAAUUGAAAUCCCUCUUCUCCCAGCUCCUCCUCUUCGCCUCCGGCCUCGCCAUCGGCUUCUCCCUCUCCCUCUUCAAUUUCCCUCUCCUCCAGAUCUCCCCCGGCCUCGCCGCCACCUCUUCCUACUCCCCUCCGCCGCGUCCGCCUCCGCCGCCGCCGCCAUCUCUCCUCCGCUUACCCGACGACGACACGCCGCCCCCGCCCAUGCACGACAUGUCGGACGAGGAGCUUCUCUGGAGGGCCUCUCUCGCCCCCCGUGUUGUUCCAAACUUCGGCCCCUCCCCGCCGCCCCCCAAAAUCGCCUUCUUAUUUCUUACCAAAAACGGCGUCGCUUUGGCUCCCCUCUGGGAAUUGUUCUUCAAACCCGCCCACCAUUCCCUCUUCUCCAUUUACGUCCAUUCCAAUUCCAUUUCCAAUUCUACCCUCCCCUCCACCUCCUCCGUCUUCUUCCGCCGCACCAUCCCCAGCAAGGGAGUGAAAUGGGGGGAGCCGAGCAUGAUGGAGGCGGAGCGGCGGCUGCUAGCGAAUGCGCUGCUAGACUUCUCAAACCAGAGAUUCGUCCUCCUCUCCGAAUCCUGCAUCCCUCUCUUCAACUUCUCCACCGUCUACAACUACUUAAUGGGCUCCAAAACCACCUUCAUCGAGGCCUACGACUUACCCGGCCCAGUGGGCCGCGGCCGCUACAGGCCUCGCAUGCGGCCCACUAUCAACCUCCACCAGUGGCGCAAGGGCUCCCAGUGGUUCCAAAUCGACCGCCCCCUCGCCGCCGAGGUCGUCUCCGACCACAAAUUCUUCCCCGUCUUCCACAAAUUCUGCACGCCCCCCUGCUACAUGGACGAGCACUACCUCCCCACCCUCGUCGGGAUCAAAUUCUCCGCCACCAACUCCAACCGGACCCUCACCUGGGUCGACUGGUCCCGGGGCGGGCCCCACCCGACCCGCUUCAUCCGGAAUGACGUCAACGUUGAAUUGCUCGAGCGGCUCAGGACCGGUUCCCACUGCGACUACAAUGGAGUGAGCACCAAUGUCUGCCAUUUGUUUGCCAGGAAAUUCAUGCCCAAUUCUUUGAAUAGACUCCUAAUGUUUGCCCCUAAGCUCAUGCGGUUCGAUCAUUGAACCUUAUGCGCCCAUACUUUCUAUAUAGUUUAUAUCUUCAUUCCUUUCAAUUUUUGAGCCAA